AUGUCCGAGGAGACUGCCGUCGAUGGCCAGGGGCCCAAUGUCGUUGAGCUGAGCCACGAGUGGGAGAUCUGCCGUGAGAAUAUCCGUCCGUUGCGCCAAGGACGCAGAAUUGCUGCUAUCAAUGAGGCGUUGGCUGGAGCAAACCCGCAGAAAAACGCGCAGAUUCGUGCCAAAGAGAAAUUCGAUGAGAUUACUCAACUUGCCAAUGAAAGUGAAGAUCCACUGCAAUGCUACCUCGAAUACAUCCGCUGGUUUGACGAGAGCUUCCCUUUUGGCCGCCAGAAGCUGUUCUACGAAUAUCUUUGGAAGAUUAUAACCAGCUAUGCGAAAGAUCCGCGGUACAUCAACGACGAUCGUAUGCUGAAAGUGUGGGACAAAUUGGCGGAGAAUUCUCUGGGCAACGGCUGGAAGAUCUUCCAACAUGCAAAUACAAUUGGCUCAUUGCUUACAUCGGCACCCUUCUACGUACGCUGGGCCAAACUUUUCGAACUGGCGAACUCCAUUUCUGAAGCGAGGAAAGUAUACAGACGAGCUCGCGCUAAUCAUGCCGCUCCAAUAGACUUGUUGAACACGGAAGAGAAUGAAAUGGAGAUGCGGCAGAUGAGACGCGAGUUGGCUGAUCGCGCCAACGACUCGUGGGAAGAGGAGCCGGAUAUCGAGGAGGAAACCAUGAUGGACGAAAAUGGCAAGCGAGUGGCGUUGACAAGGCUCCAAGGACUCGGGGAUCAUGCCGUGGCGCCCGUCGUCAGACUGCCCAGCCUUGUUGGUGAAGGCGGUUCCUCGCGGCUUCAUCGAGACGGCAAGACGACAAGUCAUCCUUCGGGGAAUGGCUUCCAGAUCUUCACGGAAGAGACGGACGAUUUCGAAAGAGACUGCCUGCAAUCCGUCUACGAGAUGGACACCCACAUUGAACACAUCCAUCUGACAGAGGCUGAUGAGCGGAAAGAACGCGCAUUACGUCGACUGCCGCUGAAAGUUCGAGAACCACAGCCAUGUGGUUUCGAGAUUUACGACGAGACGGCACAACCCAAGGUGCCGCCGAAGCCAAAGCUGAUGCUGAGGAAGGCUAUGCGGGAGGACAGCGUUGAGGAAAUCCGUCUUCAACAUUUUCUCGCUGCCAACAAGUGCUCGGAAGACGCUAAUAUUGAUAGU
This is a messenger RNA of Mesorhabditis spiculigera, 1152 nucleotides long. The record is from the annotation of a GenBank genome assembly. NCBI's taxonomy places the organism in Eukaryota, Metazoa, Nematoda, Chromadorea, Rhabditida, Rhabditidae.